AUGCCACCAUCAAUCCGCAUCAUCGGCUCCCUAAAUGUCGACCUGGUCUCCGUAACCCCCCGCUUCCCCUCCCCCGGCGAAACUCUCAAAUCCACCUCCUUCAACACCCACGCAGGUGGCAAAGGCGCAAACCAAGCCGUCGCAUGCGGCCGUCUCUCCCGCCCUCGUCCUCACCACCCAAAUUCCAAUCAUCAAAUAUCCCCCACAAACGCAAAUGCAAACACCCCAACAGCCAUCCACAUCGAAAUGUUCGGCGCCACCGGCUCCCUGGACACGUACUUCACCAGCCUCCUCCAGCCGAUCCUCCAGUCCUCGGGAGUCGACACCUCGUGCAUCCGCACCGUGCCAAACGACCACACCGGCGUCGCGGUGAUAAUCGUCGAUAGCUCCGCGGGCGGGGAGAAUAGGAUCCUCUAUUCGCCCGGGGCGAAUUAUUCGGGCAUGCAGUGCACGGGGGAGGUGUUGGGGAUGGCGCUGGCGGCGCCCAUGCCGGAUGUGAUGGUGUUGCAGGCGGAGAUUCCGGUUGAGACAGUUGUGGGGAUUCUGAGGGGGGUGUGGGGGUGGAAGGAGAAAGAGAGGGGGGAGGUGGAGGUUGUUUUUAACCCAGCGCCAGCUCCGGAGGGGGGAUUGCCGGUUGAUGUGUAUCGGGCUGUGGAUCAUCUGGUGAUGAAUGAGACGGAGUGUGAGAGUAUGGCGCCGGUGGAAAUGGUGAGGGGGGAGGGCGGGGAGGAGGGAACGGUGGCGACCUCCGCGGCGAGGAGGGAUAAGAUUGCUAGGUAUUUUCAUGGUGUUGGGGUUAGGCGUGUGCUUGUCACGUUGGGGGCGCAGGGGGUUUGGUAUAGUGCUGGGGAUAUUGGGGGGGCGGUACAAACUGAGGGAGCAGAGUGGGUGAGGGCCGUUGGGGAGGUGCCUGCUGCGAAAGUGGAGAGGGUGGUUGAUACGACGGGGGCGGGGGAUACGUUUGUGGGUGGGUAUGCGGUGCAGAUUGCGCGGUGGAGGGAGGUGAAGGGGGGGGGGCGGGUAGGAGCGAUGACGGUUCAGGAGAGGAGGGAGUGGUAUGGGGACGUUACAGAGCGGGCGGUUAGGUGGGCUACGAAGGCUUCUGCGAGGUGUGUGGAGAGGGAUGGGGCGAUGAGCAGUAUACCGUGGGAAGAUGAAAUUUUAUGA
Messenger RNA from Paracoccidioides brasiliensis Pb18, 1167 nucleotides. RefSeq lists its product as uncharacterized. The transcript has a single exon. Gene Ontology annotation, molecular function: ribokinase activity. Bases 1 to 1167 code for a protein of 388 amino acids. The record is from RefSeq and is a predicted model, not a curated record. Gene Ontology annotation, biological process: D-ribose metabolic process.